Octodon degus (degu) is the source of this 9964-nucleotide messenger RNA. Its product is annotated as ligand-dependent corepressor. The transcript is spliced from 8 exons. NCBI's taxonomy places the organism in Eukaryota, Metazoa, Chordata, Mammalia, Rodentia, Octodontidae. The record is from RefSeq and is a predicted model, not a curated record. Gene Ontology annotation, molecular function: DNA binding. The coding region runs from base 67 to 5193 and encodes 1708 amino acids.
UGGGGGCGGAGGGAGCCGGAGCUGUCACAGGCCCUCGGCCCGCCUGACUGAGCCAAGUGGGGUGUCAUGGCCGCGGGGGGCGGCGGCGGCGGCCGGGGAGUUCGUCCUCGACGCACGGGUCGGUCCCGUUUCCCUCUGUGCGGCGGCCGGCGGGACCAUAAGGGCUUAAUUCAUAUAUUUAAUCCCCCUCCGAAAAGGUUUGAAACUAUUCUUGAAGGGCUGUUUGGACCUGCAUUAUUGAAAGAUCUCAGUUUAUUUAAAGAGUGUGAGCCUGAAAACGUUUCUGAUUGGACUUUUGAUGAAAAUUGUCUGUUCUGUUGCUUGAGAAGAGAUAAAGUAAAGGGACACUUAGUCCGCCUGGAUGAACCAGCUUCGGGAGCUGGGCAAGAAGCUCUGCUUACACAAGAGCAAGCAAAAAUCAUUCGGUUCGAGAGACAAGCAGAAGAGUUCCUCAAUGCAGUCUUUUAUAGAAAAGACAGUCCCUGGGUCUCCGACCCCAAUAUUCCCCUAGUGGCCCGUGAGAUCAUGCAGCGAAUGAUCCAACAAUUUGCUGCUGAAUAUACCUCAAAAAAUAGCUCUACUCAGGACCCCAGCCAGCCCAAUAGCACAAAGAACCAAAGCCUGCCGAAACCAUCUCCAGUCACCACCUCUCCCACGGCUGCAACUACUCAGAACCCUGUGCUCAGCAAACUUCUCAUGGCUGACCAAGACUCACCUCUGGACCUUACUGUCAGAAAGUCUCAGUCAGAACCUAGUGAACAAGACGGUGUACUUGAUCUUUCCACUAAGAAAAGUCCAUGUGCUGGCAGCACUUCCCUGAGCCAUUCUCCAGGCUGCUCGAGUACUCAAGGGAAUGGUGAGAACUCAACAGAGACACUAUCAGUAGAUUCUAACAAUCAAUCGAAGUCCCCCCUGGAGAAGUUUAUGGUCAGACUCUGCACUCAUCAUCAAAAGCAAUUCAUUCGUGUUCUGAGUGACCUGUACACUGAAUCUCAGCCAGACACCGAGGACCUGCAGCCUUUAGAUUCUGGAGCAAUGGAUGCGUCAUCCUGCAGUGCUGGCUGUGCCCAGCUAAGCAACAGACAUAAAAAAAAUGAUGCUAUGUGCCUCGAUAGGAAAUCUCCUGCUUCUGUAGACUUGUUUGUAGACUCACUGGGCUCUCCCAGCUCUCUGCAUGUGACAGAACGGACCCUGAAGGAGCCUCCUCCCGAGACAAACUGUGUAGAUGAAAGCGAGAAUGCCUUGACUGUUGUCCAGAAAGAUUCCUCUGAACUUCCAGCCACUCAACCUAAUUCUGGCAGUUCAACAGAUAUUUCUACUAUAGGAUACCUCACUGCAUCUGAUUCUUUUUCACUGAACUCCCAUGACAUCUCUAAAACCAUAGAGGGGCAGACCACUGGACAAGAGCAAGACCCAAGUGUGAAGGCAUGUGAGGAUGGUGAAGACCAUAUGCAGAGUUCAGCUGUAGUAGAAAGUCUGACUGCAGAAAAAGUGGCAGCUGAGAAUAAUGAAGAGAGCAAUAGCUGUAUUGUUUCUCAAAGAAAUUCACUCAAAGCUUUAUCAGAAGAGACAUGGGACUCAGGGUUUAUGGGAAACUCACCUAAAACUGCUGACAUAGAGAAUGGUUUACAGUGUAGCUCAAAAACAUCAUUGCACCAGGAUUUAGAAACAAAUGAUCAAGAAGCAAGGCCAAAGCAAGAGCACCAUCUUCACUUAGUAGGAAGAAACAAGGUGGUUUACCAUUCACAUCCCAGUGACAAGGGCCAGUUUGAUCAUUCCAAAGAUAGUUGGUUAGCCCCCAGUCCUGUGCCAGCUGCACAUGAAGCAUCUAAUGGACACUCACGAACCAAGAUGAUACCAACUUCCAUCAAGACAGCUCGGAAAAGUAAGAAGGCAUCAGGGUUAAGGAUAAAUGAUUAUGAUAAUCAGUGUGAUGUUGUUUAUAUCAGUCAACCAAUAACAGAAUGCCACUUUGAGAAUCAAAGGUCAAUGUUUUCUUCUCGGAAAACAGCCAGAAAGAGUACUCGAGGAUACUUUUUCAAUGGUGAUUGUUGUGAGCUGCCAACUGUUCGCACACUGGCCAGAAAUAUACACUCCCAGGAUAAAGCAAGCUGCUCAUUACUAGAGUCAGAGGCUAGUAAUGUGACUCCCAAGCAGACUCUUACAGUUUCAGCCCCUAGGCAUACAGUGGAUGUGCAGCUUCCUGGAGAAGAUAACCAUGAAGAAACUUCUAAGGAAAUAACUUCCUCCGAGGAGGGAGGCAAAGACACUUCUUCUGCAAAAGAGUCUCAAGAGCCUGAGAUUUACCCCACAAUUAAUGAAAUAAAUCCUAGCACCUCUCCUAGGUUGGGGGAAGCAACAGCCCCUAGCCUGGUGAGUCCUCUGCCUGCUUGCUCCCCUGAAGAGGAUGUGCUGGAAGGCAGAACCAUGGUCUCCACUCCUAUAGAAAGUGUGGUGUCUCCCCCUGAACAAGACCAACAGCCAGUUGCCUUGCUAGAUGUGGAGGAAAUGCAUGUCCUCCAGGACUGCCACUUGGAUCCCCCAACUGAAAGCAUUUGUGGGGAAGACCGUGAAGUCCCUUUUAGGACUCAGUCUCCCCCAGAAACAGCCAUUAGAGAAGAAAACCCUCUCUGCUCAGAAGAUCAAAGUCCUCCUGUGGGCUCGGAGCCUCUCCUGAAUCUGGGACUGGCUGAGCACAAAGAAAGCUUCAGUACUGAGGCUGGGACUUUAGAUAUUCAAGAACCACAGACUGAGCCAUUCCUGAAAGCAAGCAGCACUUUUCAUAAUGAAAACUCUAGUGAGAUUGAAGAAGGUGAGGCAGCCUGUGAUACAGAAUACCUAGAGGGAGAGGAAAAUUCUGUAAAAUCCUCUUCAGAAAACAAUACAUGUGAUCCAAACAUUGACUCACCUGAAGAAAAUUUCGACAAGAAGAAAAAAAGUAAAAAGUUCCCUGAGGCCUCUGAUAGAUGCUUAAGAAGUCAGCUUACAGAUUCUUCCUCUGCUGAUAGGUACCUAAGACAUCAGAGUUCAGAUUCUUCCUCUGCUUGUCCUGAGAUCAAAGUUUCUAAAAACACUGGAGUAAAGUGUUCUAAAAAAGAAGACUACCUUGCUGGGACAACACCUGAGGGCUUUGUGAAUGACAGUUUCCAUGCAGAAGUUCUAGAAGAAACUGAAAGCCCAAAUGCCAGUAAAUGCCCAUCUGAGAAAGAGGUUGAACAGGAAAGUGGGGGAGGUGGCAUCAUUACAAGGCAGAGUUUUAAAAACAUGCUGACAAAAGAAGUCAAAAGAGAACAAAGAGAGAUCUCUCCUAGCAGGGAUCCUCUAACCACAGUUGGCCAGCCACUGCCUGGAGAGAGACUAGAAAUCUAUGUCCAGUCUAAGAUGAGUGAGAAAGAUGCUCUUGUGCCCUCAGAAAGUAUUCUUUGUAAGAAGGACCCAGAGCAGUCAAAUGAGACGCCAGGACACAUUUCCAAACAGGAUGUGGAGGCAGUUGUGAAUGAAGUAGACCACGAAGACACCCGGCAUAAAGAUGAUGCUAACCGGGUCCCACUGAGCUCAGUUCAGAUGUCCGAUAGUCAAAGUGGUGAUGCUGCUGGGCCACCAAAAUUGGUAGCAAGGCCUAAACGAUUGACCUCUUCAACCUACAACUUGAGACAUACUUACUCUCGAGACUCCUUGGAUACUACAAAAGUGACUUCAGAAAAGGAAGCCACACCAGUACACCCAAUACCAAAGGAACAUGAAGCUUCUGAGCAUGCAGAUCCCUUAGAUGAGGAAGAUGUGGACACAGUCGUGGAUGAACAACCAAAGUUUGUGGAGUGGUGUGCAGAGGAGGAAAACCAGGAGCUGAUUGCCAACUUUAAUGCCCAGUACAUGAAAGUUCAAAAGGGAUGGAUCCAGUUGGAGAAAGAAGCACAACCAACACCAAGAGCAAGGAACCGGUCAGAUAAAUUGAAGGAAAUUUGGAAAAGCAAAAAAAGGUCACGGAAAUGCAAGGGCUCAUUAGAAGCUCAAAAGUUUUCUCCUGUUCAGAUGUUAUUCAUGACAGACUUUAAAUUGUCUAAUGUUUGUAAGUGGUUCUUAGAGACAACUGAAACCCGGUCUCUGGUCAUUGUGAAGAAGCUCAAUACUCGUCUUCCAGGAGACAUUCCCCCUGUCAAGCAUCCUCUUCAGAAGUACCCUCCCUCCAGCCUGUAUCCCAGUUCACUGCAGGCUGAACGCUUGAAAAAACACUUAAAGAAAUUUCCUGGAGCUACUCCUGCUAGGAAUAAUUGGAAAAUGCAGAAACUCUGUGCUAAAUUUCGAGAGAAUCCCGACCAACUAGAGCCAGAGGACAGCAGUGAUGUUAGCCUGGGCCGUAAUUCUGAAGGCAGCAUAGAGGAAGUCAAAGAAGAUAGAAAUAGCCACCCUCCCACAAACCUACCUACUCCAGCCAGUACGAGGAUCCUCAGGAAGUACUCCAAUAUGCGAGGAAAGCUCAGAGCCCAACAACAACUGAUCAAGAAUGAGAAAAUGGACGGCUCCAUGAGUGUGGCAGUAGAAAGUAAGCAGCAUCGUAAAAGUGUGUGCAUCAACCCUCUGAUGUCCCCCAAGCUUGCCCUCCAGGUGGGUGCGGAUGGGUUUCCUGUUAAGCCCAAGAGCACUGAUGGGAUGAAGGGAAGGAAAGGAAAGCAGAUGUCGGAAAUCUUGCUUAAAGCUGAAGUUCAGAGUAAACGCAAGAAAACAGAAGGCAACAGCACUCAGGACAGUAAAGAUAGGUCACUGACUGUGAAAGCUGGCAAAGAAAAGCACGUCGAAGGACCUACCAAAACCUCUUGUGCCAAGAAGCCAUCUGUCAGGGACAGAGUCAGACAACUGCCGAAAAAAAUAUCUUUGAAAGAGAAUAAAGCCAAGAUCCCUAAAAAGUCCUCGGGCAAGAGCUCUGUGCCCUCCAGGAAAGAAAAAGAAAGUACAAACAGAAGACCUGCCCAAUCUGCCACCUCAGAAGCACUGAUGAAACCUAUGAAGCAAAAGGGAUCAGGGGAAUCCUCUUCCAGGCACCAGAAAACUACAAACAGGAAGCCAAGUAGUGGGAAGACUCGGACCAGACCCUUAACAAAAGGCUCAGAGAACAGUGCGGCCCAGAGAAAGCGAAAGCUCAAGGCAAAGCUGGACUCUUCCCACAGCAAGCGAAGACGUUUGGAUGCAAAGUGAUGGAAGGAUGUCAGCCAAGAGUGAAACUGAUCUAUAGAAGUAACCUUUUAUUUUGCAUUAUCUAAAUCGCUUUUAUAAGCUUACCAAGCCUUUCAAAUUGCAAUUAAUAGAAAACAUCACAAUUUGAGAUGUCAGAAAAUGCAUCUCAGGUAGAGAAAGGAACUUGUAGAGUCCUUCUCUGAGGUUGAGUAAGGGAAGUUAUAUAUUAUAUUCUGGUUGUUCCUUGGGUUUUAAACUUGGAACCGAGCAGUUUUUGUUUUAAAAAGUACAGUGCCUUAUUUAUCCUUUUUGUUUUGAAAUUUACAAAAGCUAAAAAGCGAUCUAUGUGAUUAAAGGCUUGUAUUUUAUACUUGAUGCACAAGCACUUGUACUGUAGCCAAGAAGACCACCGUCAUGCACGUGAAAGGAGCUUUCAGCAGCCACCCUGCAGCAUCUGCUGCUGAGCAGACGCCCUCUGCAAACCACAGCAGCAACUUUUCUCUCUGUCAUGUUUGUUAUUGUUUAAGUGAUAUUUGAAAGCUAAACCAAAUCAUUCUGUGGUAUGUGGAGAAUACAGAGGAUAUAUAAUUAUAAAAUAUUAAUAUUUCUGUUACCUUCUUAAAAUCAUAUUCAUUGUUGGUCACUCUUCUCACCUUUGUUUUUGUUUCAUUUUGUUUUUUGGUCUUUUUUGUUGUUUGAGAACAUGUUCUCUAAAUCUCAUGCCCAUGGGACAAAAGCUGUGUCACAAAUACUCAUUUUGGUUUACAACCUCUAAAACUUACUUAUAUCCCCAAAUUCUGUUCUGGCUGUAUUAAUAAUUCUUGACUGUCCUCUUUAUUUUUGGCCUUGCCAGUUUGUUAACAUUCUAGCAAGUAUUCAUCCUACUUUAGAAAUAAUUUGAUGUUUAAUUUGAUGAUUAAGAUGAAAGUGAUUAUUAUUUUUUUCUUAUCCAGAGUACUUUCUUAUUCAGAGGAAGCCAAAAUAUUAUUUCCAUUAAUAAGAAAUUUUAAAAAUAUAGGUGCACAUGUGCAUUUGGAUGCAUUUGCAUGUGGUUAUCAGCUGUAAAUGUCUCUUCCCCAUGCAGUGUGUUCAUGAAGCUGAGUAUUAGCAGCAGAUUCUAAGAGGUAUGAACAGCACAGUUAUGUAGAAUCAAGAGUCCCUGGCAGCGAGAGAGAGCUGCCCCAGCAGUUCAGUUGGUUCUAUUCCCCUACACACAGAGCUGAGGUUCAGCUUUGUGCUGACUGAGCCAAGUGAAUGUAUUUGUCUGGAGUAAAUGUCUGUGCGAGUUGAUUAGUGCCAUCAUAAGUAGUUGAUGCUGGUAAUACCACUUCUCCCAGAUCUCCUCCCCAUGGUCUGAUUCAUGGCUUAGAAGUAAGAAUUGCAGUAUUUGUAACUGAUGUUGUCUGCCUUUUCUAGGUAAAGCCUGAAUGAAAUAGGCCCGCUGGUUUUAUUCAGUGCCUAUAACAUUGCUCUGUUUAUAGCACAGUGUGUACUUGACAUUUCCUUUGGGCCGCUCUGAAAGAAAGGCUUGGUUGGUAAAGUCUCAGCUUCUUAACUUGUUCUGUCACCAAAAUAGGCUGGUAUGUACAGCUGUUGCCUUGUCCUUUUUUAAAAAAAAAACAACAAAAAACCAUUUAGGCUGUUUCAGAUCUCUUUAGGUAAACCCAGAUUUAUUUUUUUCAUGCAGGUCAUGAUAAAACAGGUUCCUUACCCAUUCUACUAAAGGUUUGCUGUAUGUGAUAAAAACUUCCAAUUGAAUAGGACUAAAGAAAAGCAUUAGAGUCAUGAGAAAUUGAGUUAUGUUUCACAGACAGUGAAGUUUACUAUCUUUAAUGAAGCCCUCUUUUUUGUUGUUUUGUGUGUAUUUGUGUGUUUCUUCUAUGCCAUGAGUCUUUUGUUUUUUAUUUUCUUUGACUUGGGCCUUUCAAGAGCUACCUAUCUGAAUGGAACUGCUGGGUGUGUGUGUGUGUUGCCAGCCCUUUUUUUGGCAUUAAGUUGCACAGAAGCAUUAAUAUGUUUUGAAUAAGUUCAUUUAUCUUAAAUUUUAAGACUUUAGCAUUUUUCUUCUCCUAUAGUUGUCACUGGAUACUGUUUUUGUGGUGACUUAUAAAAAGCUGAUGCUUGCCAGUGUCAGGUGUGCUGAUUCCUGUACAUAAGUGCUCCCUUGGCUGCUGAUGGGCUACCUUGUGAGGUGCUUGGGUUAGGUUAGGGAGAGGGUGAGACAGAGAGGACGUCGGUGGAGCUGUCCUAGUUCCAAGUUGAUAAUUUAUUCCUUUUCUAAAUUCUUUUUCAUUUUUAAAAGCUCACUUCAAGAUAACAGCCAUCUCUCUCAUUCUAGGCUGCAUUUAAGGAAGUCAGUGUGUAUUUAUUUGUAUUAUAUGCCUAACAAUGCCAUGGAUUAUCUUUAAAAUGGACAUUUUUCAGCAGUUUCUACAUUUAAAUAGACUGAAAUUCUAAAAAGUUAGAAGACUUAAAACUUUAGAAAAAUUUUGGUUGAAUCUCAUCUUUGCUUAUUCAGUUAAUUUUGCUGAUAGAAGAAAGAAAACAAAAAUAAAAUGUGAGGGCCAACUGUGGAAGGUCCUUUUGCACCUAAAGCAGAUACUGGAAAAGUCUCCCAGACAGCGCCAUGCCCAGAAUUGAUAUGGACUCCACUUGAUGUUUUCUCUCCUUUGAAAAGACCUUCUUCUUGUAGCUAUUUUCAAGUAUGGCAUGCUGCCAAAUGCAAAGGCAGUCUGCCCCACAUUCUGACUCCCAAAUCACAGGGAUUCCACUCCAGGGCUUAUACUCAGUGAAGCAACUGCUGCAGUGGUGGGGCUGAAGUUGGUGACCAGAGAACUGAUGCUCCCUGCGUUUCUGGAGGAGCUGGAAGAUGCCCAGGAAAUCAUCAGUGGAGUUGUAUCAUAACUUCUCCAAAACUGGGCCCUCUUUAGGACAUAAUUUCCUAUCUCGUCAAGCUCUCUAGGGGUGGGAUUGCUCCUUCUUUGAGGUCCAGAGCAUUACUCCAUCACUUCCUCGGACUGACCUCCUUGCAGUGCAACAAGAAGGCCACAAACCUUUUUUACUCAUGUCUGUUAAUCAGCACUUGCUAGUCCUUGGGAUUCCUUAAUGACUCCUACAUAGCCCUGUCUAGAAGAGUAAUCUUUGGAUGUGAGUUUGUCCUUCAUUGUUACUAUACUGGUACAGACAGAAGGGGUGCUUUAGUCAUCUCUUUACAUGUGGUGCUUUCUUAAAAGACUCUUUGUGCACCAUGUACUAUGCAGGUGAAUUUCUUACUGUUCAACUUUGUCAUCAGUAAAAUGCAUCACUUCAAGACAGCUUCUUUGAAUUGAGGUUCAGCUCCUUUCCUGCUUUGUGGUAGAUUCUGUGAUGACAGCAAAAGCUGUAACUCAUUUAUGGGCAACAUUUCUUUUGAUGAGUGAACUUCAGAGCCCAGAAGGAAAGUAUGAUGUGGUAUGUGAUGCAGGCAGAAGAUUGCUGUAGUAUUAACCAUCAGCGAGUCCAGUGUCUUGUGACAGCCCCUGGGUUGGGGCUGGAAUACCCCAAAGGGGCUAACUAGUAGACAGGGAGCCAGCCCCUUUUGUUUUCAGGUCAACUGGUAUAGGAUUCCUUUUGGCUUGCGGAUGAUCUGAAGGUCUGCACAUUGAAUUGGUUGUUAGUUUGUAUAAAUAAAAUUUUGUUGGAACAUAGCUUUGCCCACUUGCUUACUGAUUGUGGGGCAGAGCAGUUGCCUCAGAGACCAUAUGGCCACAAAGGCUAAAAUAUUGUCUAGAUCUUUAAAAUUAUUUUGCUUACCUCUGCUUCAGAAUAUAAUGCUUGUUCAGGAUAAAAUCUCCCUGGAUUUCUUCUUCUGCCCUUAUCGUCUCUGCUCUCUUCUUUGCCUCCUUUCUUCCUUAUCUUCCUUUUCUUGCUUGUCAUGCACUUCUUUGUUUCUUCCUGCAAAGGAAACAUGCUGAUAGCUCACAGGACCUGCCGCCUCUCUGCACUCAGGCAGACGUACUGUAGGGCUUCGGCUGACCCUUGGCUCCUCCAGAAAUCACAUUUAGAUGAGGGAAAAGGCUUUUUACAGUGUAAAAGUGUCUGACAACAAGCCCAAAGGAUUGUUUUCUUCUUAUGUUUUUGGUCAAUUUUGGAGAAAAUAAAAGUACUUUAGGAUUUAUAGCUUUCUAGCCACAUUCUUGCAAAAAUAAUUUUAUUAAAAUAAAAAAAAGUAAUCCAACAAAAAAUUGAGGCAGUUGAAGUGCUUUAGAAAAGAAUGAUUAAAAGUGUUAACCCCCUGAGUAUGACUGAGAAAUUAUGCAUUAUAUCUUUAGUUUAAGUCCAGUCUACUUCCUCCAAGAUGCUUUCAUUCCCCAGGAUUGUGGAUACAUUUCUUUGCUAUUUUCCAAAAUGUGAUUGUCAUGUCAGUGAAAACGUUUUUGGCAGUGACUUCCACAAAAUGAUUAUCUUGUGUGAAACGUGAGUUUUUUUGGAGAGUUUAGUGUUGGGGAUCAAGCCUAGGGCCUCGUGUAUUCUGGACAGUCACUCCCACUGUGCUGCACCCCCAGUCCAAUUAUUUUUAAUUUUUAGCUUUUAACUUUAUGACAUGGCGUAAAACCCACUGAAAUGUUUUUAAGUAUGAAAUUGUAUCUGUGUGCAUCACCAGCAACACAGUCUUCAUAUCCAAGCAAUAUCUACUCUUCCCCAUGCUUGCUCCUAAGUUCUUUCAGAGAAAAAUAAAGGAUUAUUGUAUUUAAAGCAAGGAGAGGCCAGACAUGGUGGCACAUGCGUAUAAUCCCACCAUUUGGGAGGCUGA